AUGGCCACCAGAAGAGACCCGCCGACGCGGAUAGCGUCGUCGGGCCUGCGCUCGACGACGGCAGGCAGCACGACCACAAGAACGCGACGCACCGCCCGCAUGUCCUCCAUCCGACCCCCCUUCUCCUCCUCCACCACGUCUUCGAGAUUCAACCGAGACCGAGACCGAGACCGAGACCGCGACGGCGCCGCCUCCCCCGCCCCCUCCAUGUCCUCCGUCGCCACCUCCGGGACGAAGCGUAAGGAGCGCGAUUUCGAAUCCGAAGGCGGCGGCGAGGCCACCAACAUCAACGUCGUCGUGCGGUGCCGCGGCCGCAACGAGAGGGAGAUCCGCGAGAACAGCGCCGUCGUCAUCGCCGCCGACGGCGUCAAGGGGAAGCAGGUCGAGCUCUCGCUCGGCCCGAAUUCCCUCAGCGACAAGACGUACAACUUUGAUCGCGUCUUUUCCCCGGCGGCCGACCAGAGCAUGGUGUUCGACGAUGUGGUCAAACCCAUCCUCGACGAGAUGCUCGCCGGUUACAACUGCACCAUCUUUGCUUACGGCCAAACGGGAACGGGCAAAACCUACACCAUGUCCGGCGACAUGACAGAAACCAUGGGUCUCCUAUCCGACGCCGCCGGUAUCAUCCCCCGCGUGCUGCACGCGCUGUUCAACAAGCUUGAGAUUGACGACAGGGAAAACUGCGUAAAGUGCUCCUUCAUCGAGCUGUACAACGAAGAACUACGUGAUUUGAUUGCGCUGGAAGAAGGCACCAAGCUCAAAAUCUACGACGACACGUCGAGAAGAGGCCACCUGACCACCAUGGUACAAGGCAUGGAGGAGAAACACAUCAAGAACGCCACCGAGGGUAUCAGGGUCCUCCAGGACGGCAGCUUGAAGAGACAGGUGGCGGCCACCAAGUGCAACGAUCUCAGUAGUCGGAGUCACACCAUCUUCACCAUCACCACCUUUGUCCGCAAGACGGCUGAGGACGGAUCCGAGGACCUGGUGAGCGCCGGGAAGCUCAACCUUGUCGACUUGGCUGGUAGCGAGAACAUCCAACGGUCCGGCGCCGAGAACAAGCGGGCCGCCGAGGCCGGCCUCAUCAACAAGAGCCUGCUGACCCUGGGCCGUGUCAUCAACGCGCUCGUCGACAAGAGCCAACACAUCCCCUACCGGGAGUCGAAGCUGACUCGGCUGCUACAAGACUCGCUCGGCGGCCGCACCAAGACGUGUAUCAUCGCCACCGUCUCGCCGGCGAAAAGCAACCUCGAAGAGACCAUCUCGACGCUAGACUACGCCUUCCGGGCCAAGAAUAUCCGCAACAAGCCGCAGCUCAACGCUAUGCACAAGAAGAUGCUUCUGCGCGACUUUGCCAUGGAGAUCGAGAAGCUGAAGAGCGAACUGAUUGCCACGCGCCAGCGGAACGGCGUCUACCUGUCCAACGAAGCGUACGAAGAGAUGAGCGCCCAGAGCGAGUCGAGGCGGAUCGUGCUCGAGGAGCAGACCGCCAAGCUGGAGACUCUGGAGACGAACCUGAAGAACAAGGUGCAAGAACUGUUUGCCCUGACGUCCACGUUCAUGGGAUUAAAGAAAGACCACGAAAGCACCAAGGUGCAGCUUGACGAGGCCAAGAACGUGCUCGACCAGACGGAGGUCGUGCUAGAAGCCACCCGCCGGUCGCUGGCUGAGGAGACGCACCUGCGCAGGAGACACCAGGAAACCGAAGAGAAACUGACGGCGGUCGGGGGUGAGCUCAUCGCCACGCUCGAGAAGACGGUCCGCGACGUCGGCGGCCUGCGGGCUAAGAACAGGCGCAGGUCGGACCUGCAGGCCCUGAACCGGAGUACGUGGGGCACGGCGCAGGAUACGGUGGCCGACAUCACGACCUUGGUGGAGCGGCGGAUCGAAGAGUUCCAGGAGGAGCAGAGGGGGAACAUCUCGUGCAUCUCGCAGCGCAUGGAGGAGUUUGUGAGCGAGGAGUUGCAGAAGCUCGCGUCCACGCAGACGUUCCUCGACCAGAACCUCCAGCGAUUCGAGGAAUCGAAGCGGGAACUGUUGGACCAGAAGGAGAAGUCCAAGGACGAGAUGGAUGACGUUCUCGAAGAGAUUAAGAUCGUUCGGGAUACGGUCAAGGAACAGGUCGGCGAGAGUCUGCAGGCCAUCGCCGGCGCGGCGGACAAGAUUGCCGCCGAUGUGCUGAGCGAACUCGGUACUUUCCACAACCAGUUGCAUACCUCGUAUAGCUCGCUGGGCAAGGAGUUCAAGGUCAUCUUCGAGGACCUCGUCCAUCACAUUACGCUUCAGCGCGAGGAAUCGGAUCGGCUACGACGUCAGCUCCAGGAUGCGACGAAAGCGGUGGUGGCGCAGAACGCCGACAUCUCGGCCAGUGUGCAAGAGGUGGUGGAGAAGGAGAGGAAACAGGCAGCAGAAGACAGAGAGAAUUUGCUACGGCAGAUGGCAUCACUGAUCAACGCUCAAGCGGAAACACAGGAGUCUCGACUGGCGGCCAAGGCGGCACAACUACAGAAAAGAGUGCUCGACUCCAACGUUUCGCUCGAGGGAGGCGUUGCGCGGUAUGGAAGAGGCAUGGACGAAUGGGAUGAGAAGGAAGGCCAGCUUCUCGAGACGGUGGCCCAGUCACGCGAUGCGAUGAAGGACAGGUUGCAGGACGACUGGCAGGCGGCCAACGAGCUGAGCACAUCUAUCCAGGGCACGACGAGAUCGGUCAACGCAGAAACGAUGCGGGUGGUGGGCGAACAGCGAGAGAAUCUCGACAUACAGAUGGAGGCGCUGGACGACUUUGUCACGAGGGCCCGUUCCGAGAACGCAACUCAUCACGAGAGGCAUGCGGCUGCGAUGGGUAGCCUCUCGGGCACGGUCGAGCAGUCGUUCGACAACAUCUCGUCCCACUUCAAGACGACGUUCGAACGGGUCAAGGGCCUCGGAACGGAAAUGGAGGAGCAGACAGAAGAGGCCGACCGGAACCUCGAGCCGCUCGGGGAGCAAGUCUGCGAACCCCUGUGCGACCUCCGCGAGGAGAUCAUGGCCACGACUUUCAAGGAGUACGAGCCGACAGGCGACACUCCUGUCAAGGUUCAGUAUCAGUACCCGACCGACUUGCCCAGGACAGAGUCGCACGGGAGACUGCUCGCCGAGCUCAACGGCACCUCGUCAUCCCGGCGAAAGCAUGUAGAGGGACCCGCCGUGUUUGCCGACGACUCCGACGGCUCCGACGGCUCCGACGGCUCCGGCGGCUCCGACCAUCCCGACCUGUUCCGCUCCCCCCCCCUGCUUCCACCUCCAUCUCCUCCUCUUGUGUCCACUGCAGCCGUUUCCCCUACCAUCAAGACCCGCGCAUCGGCGGGCGGGAUCCUUUCGGACCAAAGACAGCCCACUACCAACCCUCCUCCGGUACCGCCUUUCAGCAUGAGCCUGCGCGAGGUGAACCCUAACCUGACGAUGCCCCUCACAACGGGCUCCCUGCUGUUCGACAAGUCGGAGACCAAGACGGCAGCUGCUACUGUUAUUGCUACCACCGGGGCGACGGACGAGAACACGGGCUCUCUGUCCCGUCGUCAUCCGAGGCAGCAGUCGAAGAUGCCCACGUAUAAGGGGCAGAAUAGCACGGUCCACGUCUCGCUUGAUGGGAGGGAAAACAUGCCGCCGACGGAGUUUACGCAUAGUUUGGGACCGAGGAGGAAGAGCCCUAGACUGAAUUAA
This is a messenger RNA of Sodiomyces alkalinus F11, 3702 nucleotides long. RefSeq names its product kinesin motor domain-containing protein. The transcript is spliced from 3 exons. Gene Ontology annotation, cellular component: nucleus; spindle microtubule. Bases 1 to 3702 code for a protein of 1233 amino acids. Lineage: Eukaryota; Fungi; Ascomycota; Sordariomycetes; Glomerellales; Plectosphaerellaceae. Gene Ontology annotation, biological process: mitotic spindle assembly; microtubule-based movement. The record is from RefSeq and is a predicted model, not a curated record. Gene Ontology annotation, molecular function: plus-end-directed microtubule motor activity; microtubule binding; ATP binding.